Molecule: messenger RNA, 1419 nt
Organism: Octopus sinensis (East Asian common octopus)
Lineage: Eukaryota; Metazoa; Mollusca; Cephalopoda; Octopoda; Octopodidae
Product: vesicle transport through interaction with t-SNAREs homolog 1B
Exons: 7
Coding region: 58-711 (217 amino acids)
Biological process (GO): regulation of protein localization to plasma membrane; intracellular protein transport; macroautophagy
Cellular component (GO): late endosome membrane; SNARE complex; Golgi apparatus
Molecular function (GO): SNAP receptor activity; SNARE binding
Source: RefSeq, a predicted model, not a curated record
GUCAGUUAUCUCCCCUGGUUGUGUAACUCUUCAGCCUUGAAGCGACCGACCUGGAAAAUGUCGUCGGAGAAGUUCGAGUCCUUGGAGGACGAUUUGAACGGGAUUUUGGAGCAAUUGAAGAAGUACAUCCACGAUGAGAUCCCCGGAUUAUACGGCGAGGAGAAGAAAAAUGCCAAGAGACAAGUUGAAAAGAAAUUGGAGGAAGCCUCCCUUUUGAUGCAAGAAAUGGAACAAGAAAGCAAAUCAGCGCCACAAAGUUACCGAAUACAGAUGAUGAAUCAGUUGAGGAAUUACCGAAGAGAAAUUGAAAAUCUUAGUAGAAAUUUUAAAAUGAUUUCAGAAAAUAAUACUUUUGAUUCUGGAACCAAUGAUUGGGAAAGUAAAAUCGAAGGUUCAAACCGGCAAAAAUUAUUUUCUGGCAUCCAGUCUUUACAAAGGACUUCUGAAAGUAUUGCUCGGUCGCAUCAAGUUGCAGCUGAGACUGAUGAAAUUGGUACAGGAAUUAUUGAAGACAUGAGCCGACAAAGAGAAGUUUUGGAAAGAACCAAAAACAGACUUGACGAAACCGAUGCUAACCUUAGUAAAAGUCGGCGAAUAAUAAAAAAUAUUGUAAGACGGGUGAUGACUGACAAAAUGAUCCUUAUUGCCAUAAUCUUGGUUGAAUUAGCAGCCUUAGGUGGAGUGGUUUACUACAAAUAUUUCAGAAAGUAAAUCCAAUUCCGUUUGUAAAUCUCUCCAUUAUUGUUGUUACAAUAAUCAAUAAAAAUAAAUAAAUAAAUAAAAAGAGGUAACCAACAUAUUUAUAUUAUCAUGUAACAACAACAACAACAGCAAUUACACAUUCUGAACUAAUUAUUUUCGCAAACCAUCUCUGUAAUAAUUAAAAAUGAUUUUUCAAACAAAUAUUCUCUUGUUAAAGUAAAUGCGGUUAAGACUGGAUGAGAAGGGUCAGAUGGGUUUUGUGGGCUGGUGGAAGUUAUCUCCACUUUGGUUGCACCUGGCAACGCUCCUGGCUUCGACCCGACAGAGACGACAAUGCGUUUGCUGCUUUAAGCAUCAGACACCAACAUUCCUUCCCAGGUUGAAACUGAAGCCAAAAGUCUGAGAAAUCUUUUGAGCCAAGAACAUUUUUAUUUAUUCCUUCAAUUUGUUUAUCUUCAAUGAUUUGAAUCAACAUUUUAACUGUCAUAAAACCAUAAAAGAUAUAAAUCAGGUGAGAGAGGGUGCCUCUACAUGGUCUCUUGACCUGUUAGAAAUAACAACCAAAUCUCCCUCAAAUUACACCCUGGUGUCUUAAAGAAAGGAUGAAUGAAUAUGUUAACUAAUAUAGUCAGUCCUAGACAUAUUCCUGGCCCCUCCCCCAUGAAAAAAAAAUGCCUUUGAUUGUUAGUCUACUUGUUGAAGGUAGACCUAGAGUUA